GCAAGCACAAGUCUCUGAAUUGCAAAGAGAUAAAGAGAUGUAUAUGAGAGAAAAGUGCAACACUUCAUCGGUGAAAGAAACUAGUGAUAAGGCUAGUAUCAACUAUCAAAGGAAAUUUCCCGAGGGCAUUUCAUCUUGCCAACUAUACUUAUCGGAACCGAAUUAUCGACUAGUUGGCAAGGGAAAAGUGCACAACACUUUUGGAGAUUUACUUCACCAUAGACCGCUCCCGGAUGGACACCUGAAAGUAUCGAUGGAUGUUGUAGUAGAUCAUGAUGCGAUGCUACCGGUACCUGACAUGGUCUCAGAGACGACAUUGCUGCGAGAUGCAAUAGGAUCAUUUGUUGCAUGGCCCUCGGAGCUCAUUACCAUUAGUGAUGAGGUAUAUUGAAAACGAUUAUGAAUCAUUUAGUUUUCGAAUGUCAAUUCUAAACCGUUUAUUAAUUAUUUUUUACAUUUUAAUUUUAGACUGCUCCUA
Messenger RNA from Vicia villosa (hairy vetch), 478 nucleotides. RefSeq lists its product as uncharacterized. The record is from RefSeq and is a predicted model, not a curated record. NCBI's taxonomy places the organism in Eukaryota, Viridiplantae, Streptophyta, Magnoliopsida, Fabales, Fabaceae. The coding region runs from base 38 to 391 and encodes 117 amino acids. The transcript has 2 exons.